AGAAUAAAGGGUAUUUUUAGAGACAUGCAGUUCUUUGGUCGACUUAUGAACACCUUUGGCAAUGUCACUCACUUGUUUUCAAACCCUUAUCGAGUGAAGGAAGUACCCUUGGCGGAGUAUGCAAAUCGAACCCGUCUGAAAUGGGAAGACAGGAUAAUUCUGUAUGACAAGAGUUCAGCUCACUCCUGGGACUGCCUUUUCAUUAACCCACAGAAUCAAGUGGCUGCCUUCCGGCUUUUCCAGGUAGAUAACGAGGUGGAUGCGAUCCAACAUUUUGACCUGUAUGUGAAACAGUUACGCCCAUUCUAUGAGAGCUAUCGAGAACCUUUGCCACUGGAGACCUUGCAGCAACUGACAGAUUGUUUUCGCAGCCACCCCACCUGGUCACUGGCUCAUAUAGCAGUCGAAGUCGGACUCUUGGAGAGCUUCCGGCACAAUCGUAUCUUGAGCUGCAUAAACAGCAAUGAUGGUGAGGACGGCUGCACUCCCUUGCACUUAGCCUGUCGGAAAGGAGACAUCAACUGUCUGCGGGAGCUGGUGGAGGAAUGCCACGCCCGAGUGGACCUCACAGACGGAAAUGGUGAUACUGUCUUCCACUAUGCUGUCCGAGGGAAUAACCCCAAGAUUGUAGAGCUGCUGGGCAGACAGUCAACUGCUGCUUUGGACCAUCUGAACAACCAAGGUCAAACCCCUUUGCACUUAGCCUGUCAGUUGGGCAAAGAUGAAGCUGUCAUUUCACUUUUGAAGGUCGAAGCCAAGAGCAGUACCUUGGGAACGAUGGGCUUCCCCAUCCACACUGCCAUGAAGUACUCCCAGAAGAGAUGCGCCAAGGCCCUCCUUGAUGUGGACGUCAGCCAGGUUCAAUACAAGGACCACCAGCAUGGAGCAACACCCCUCCACUGGGCCAAGAAUGCUGAGAUGGCCCAGCUACUUAUAGAGUAUGGCUGUGAAGUGAAUACUCUCAGCGUGACGGGGGAAUCGGCCCUGCACAUUGCUGUGCAGCGGGGGCGCUUUGACUGUGCAAUGGUGCUGCUGACGCACGGAGCUGGGACCAACAUGAAAGGGAAGGAUGGCAACACUCCCCUGCACCUGGCGAUGAAGCAAGACCACCUGUAUAUGAUCAAGGCCCUGAUAGUGUUUGGAGCAGACGUGGAGAUCCCUAAUGAUUUUGGGGAGACCCCGGGGUUGCUGGCAGCCAGGACAAGCAAAGGUGCCAACCGGAAGGUGCUCUUAGACCUGCUGAAAACUAUAGGGACUGAACGCUGCCACCCUCCUGGCACCUCCGCCCUCCAUUUGGCAGCCACAUCAUCUUCAUCAGUAGCAUCUACUUCCACUGCCCCGGAAAGACCACCACCCCCAGGGACCACAAACUCAGACCUAGGAUUUAAGGAUGUCAUACAUAUUUCCGCAGCGCUUAAUACCUUGCUAAAAGCACAAGACAUGACCGACUCUGCCACUGAGGAGAAGAGAACCCAGGACCGUCUCUUGAGCCUGGACGGCGGGGGUGUCCGGGGCCUGGUGCUCAUCCAGUUUCUCAUUGCAAUAGAGAAAGUUGCAGGGCAACCCAUUCGAGAGCUCUUUGACUGGAUAGCUGGGACUAGCACAGGGGGAAUUCUGGCACUGUCUAUUGUGCAAGGGAAGCCUAUGGACUACAUGCGCUGCUUGUAUUUCCGCAUGAAAGAUGAGGUGUUUCGAGGGUCCCGUCCCUAUGAGUCAGAGCCUCUUGAAGAAUUCCUGAAGAAGGAGUUUGGAGAAUACACCAAAAUGACAGAUUUCAAGAAACCCAGGGUCAUGUUGACAGCCACUCUAUGUGACCGGCAACCUGCCGAGCUCCACCUCUUUCGGAAUUAUAAUCCACCAGUGGCUAAAGGCACGUCCCGUUACAAGACGGCAGCCUUGUUCCCGGAACUGACCAAACCAGAAGAUCAGCUGGUGUGGCAGGCGGCCCGCUCCAGUGGAGCAGCUCCGACAUACUUUCGACCUAUUGGGCGGUUUCUGGACGGAGGGCUGCUGGCCAACAACCCUACUUUGGCUGCCAUGACGGAGAUCAAUGACUACAACAAGACUUUAAUCCUGAAGGGUAAAAGAAACGAGGUGAAGAAGUUGGGCGUGGUAGUCUCUCUUGGAACAGGAAGGGCUCCACAGGUUCCCGUGAGCUCAGUGGAUGUCUUCCGCCCCUCCAACCCUUGGGAACUGGCAAGGAGUGUCUAUGGGGCCAAGGAACUGGGCAAGCUGGUGGUGGACUGUUGCACUGAUUCAGAUGGCCCAGUGGUGGAUCAUUCAAAAGCCUGGAGCGAGAUGAUAGAGGCCCGUUAUUUCAGGUUCAACCCCCAGUUAGAAACCGACGUAAUGCUGGAUGAGGUGAGUGACACUAUCCUGGUGAACCUGCUGUGGGAGACUCAGCUCUACAUUUACCAACACUGGGAUGAAAUCAAGCAGUUAGUAGGACAGUUCCUAAUUCCCUGACGUUUUGCAAGACUUGGUGGUGCCAGCGCUGCGUCUCGACAGAGGGGAUUUAGAUGACCAACCAGAAGCAGUAGACUUUGCUGGCCUGUGGCUUACCCUUCCUCCUUACCACCAGAAGAAAUGGACUCGAAGAAUUUGGGGAUUCCACUAACUGACAUGUUUGGUAGCUCCUGUAAUCCAUGCGUGGCAGCAGUGGCUGCUCUCUUCCUGUAUGCCAGACUCCCGUAUAACUGAAGUCUAGCAUACAACUGAAAGGCGUUUCUUGUAUUUCACUUUGCUUGUGUGAUAACAGAGAUAGCUGAUCAGAGACAGAUCACCUGCCCCUACCUUCCUCAGACAGGGCAUUAUCUGACACUUUGGAUUUUAUGUAUUGCGCCUUUUUGUCAAAAAAUUAUAUGAGAUAGGUUAAGAGAGUUUUAGUUGCUCAUUUCUCUAUGGGUGUCCACUGGAUUCUCAAUUUCUGCUGUGAAGGAAGGUAGAAUUGUUAUCCCACAGAAUCUGUAAGAGGAGAGAGCUACCUGCCUGCAAUAUGUUUUCAGCUAAACGUUACAUUCCUCCUGCUUGGUAUUGGGAAAGAUGGGUUCCUUUGGUCACUAGUAGUCCGAAGCUCUCCUCUCAUCGUUCCCUGUUAUUUCAGAUUCCCCUUCUUAGUCUUUGGCUCCUCCUACCUCCUGAAAGGGGCUACUAGUAUAAUUUGAAAAAAAUUGAGGAAAGCAGGAUAGAGUAUAUUACAUGGAUUUCUUGGUAGGUAGAACAUCCUCUGGUGGUAUUUGGUCACUGGCAGAGGUGGGAAAAUCUUUCCCCGCUCCCACCUUCACUGGAGUCUCCUGAUAAGGGUGAACAGUGUAGAUUUGGUUACAGUACAAAAAUUCAACCACAUCAGUGAGGGGACCUCCUGCUGGCAGACUACAAGUGGUCAAAUAUUAAUUUCAGUGUCUUUCCCCCUCUGCAUUGUAGUACAUUCAUUUCUUUUUAGGUUGGUUCCUCCUCCCCUUUCCCUUUUUUCUUCUCUCAGUGACAGGAAUUGAAGUGCUGCUGUUAUUUUUUUUGUGCAUUCUGACUAAUUUAAUGUAAUUUAUUGAAACUCUUGGGAAAAUAUCCUGAUGAAUGUGAAAUCAAACAGACGGCUUUUUUCUGUAUUAUUUUUGUAAACAUCACCUUGUUUACUGCAAUUGAAAAUAACUGUCCAGGUGUGGUGACCAAGGAUAU
Molecule: messenger RNA, 3675 nt
Organism: Gekko japonicus
Lineage: Eukaryota; Metazoa; Chordata; Lepidosauria; Squamata; Gekkonidae
Gene: PLA2G6
Product: phospholipase A2 group VI
Exons: 16
Coding region: 25-2466 (813 amino acids)
Biological process (GO): positive regulation of ceramide biosynthetic process; cardiolipin acyl-chain remodeling
Cellular component (GO): mitochondrion
Molecular function (GO): protein binding
Source: RefSeq, a predicted model, not a curated record